This is a messenger RNA of Gambusia affinis (western mosquitofish), 365 nucleotides long. Its product is annotated as serine protease inhibitor Kazal-type 1-like. Gene Ontology annotation, molecular function: protein binding. The coding region runs from base 43 to 279 and encodes 78 amino acids. The record is from RefSeq and is a predicted model, not a curated record. The transcript has 4 exons. NCBI's taxonomy places the organism in Eukaryota, Metazoa, Chordata, Actinopteri, Cyprinodontiformes, Poeciliidae.
CCCACCGAUCUGUCCACUCAGAGUUAUUCACCAACCAACAUCAUGACUGCAAGACCUGCUGUGCUGGGGCUCCUGAUCAUCUGUGUUGCAGCAGUUGCUGCAGGCAAGGCUGGAUCAAGAAAGGCUAAAUGUCCAGAUCCAGAGAUCUUUUCAUGCACAUUGACUGUGCGCCCUGUGUGUGGAAGCAACGGACAGACUUAUGGCAAUGAGUGUCUCCUCUGCAAGGAGAUGCGUGAAUCCAACCAGAAAAUCUCGAUCGCCAAAAAUGGACACUGCUGACCAGUAUGGUUGAUAAUAUCAACACUAUGAGGCAGCCCAUAAAAGUCCACUGUUGUCUCAUUGUAAUAAAGUCUAAGUUUGAUCAA